GAGCUGGUCCUCCAGCCUGCAGCGCGCAUUCCUGAAUCUCCCGGCAGCCGGUCCUGGGGUCGGCCCCGCCCGUCGGGCGGAUUGCCGCCCGCCCUCGGGGCUCCCUGCCACCCUCUCGCGGGCGUGAUCUGGGUGGGGCCUCGCGGCGGCUGAGAUGCAGCGGGUGUGCUGGGAGGGUGAGGCUAGCCGGCUGGGCGGUGCGCCCGGGCAGCCCGACACGCUCGCCGCGUCGCUGUAAUCGGACACCCGAGCGCUCGCCCCCCGUGCCCGGCCACUUUCCAUUCACUCCGAAGUCCUUGAUUGAGCGACGCGGAGUAGGGCUCCGGGUGCCACAGCACUGCGACGUUCAGGAUUCCUUUACAAAGAAACUCAGAGGACCGGGAAGAAAGAAUUUCACCGCUGGGACGCUCUAGAAAUUAAAGUCUUCUGGGAAAAAGACUAGAGAGACACGCGGAGCCACACCGGUAGCAAAUUGAUGACUUUACGCGCCGAUCUCUUCCCAUCUCGGUAUUUUCCCUUGGAUAAUAACUUGCAAAUCUGAAGAUAUGGCAUUCCGGGCAGUUUUCAUGUUGGUUGGAGUAUUUGUUUGUUCUAUCUGUGUAAAAGGAUCGUCUCAGCCCCAAGCAAGAGUUUAUUUAACGUUUGAUGAGCUUCGUGAAACCAAGACCUCUGAAUACUUCAGCCUGUCCCACCACCCUUUAGACUACAGGAUAUUAUUAAUGGAUGAAGAUCAGGACCGGAUAUAUGUGGGCAGCAAAGAUCACAUUCUUUCCUUGAAUAUUAACAAUAUAAGUCAAGAACCUUUGAGUGUUUUCUGGCCAGCAUCUACAAUCAAAGUCGAAGAGUGCAAGAUGGCUGGCAAAGAUCCCACACAUGGCUGUGGGAACUUCGUCCGUGUUAUUCAGGCUUUCAAUCGCACUCACUUGUAUGUUUGUGGGAGUGGUGCUUUCAGCCCCGUGUGUACUUAUUUGAAUAGAGGGAGGAGAUCAGAGGACCAAGUUUUUAUGAUUGACUCUAAGUGUGAAUCUGGAAAAGGACGCUGCUCCUUCAACCCCAAUGUGAACACAGUGUCUGUUAUGAUCAACGAGGAGCUUUUCUCUGGAAUGUAUAUAGAUUUCAUGGGCACAGAUGCUGCUAUUUUUCGAAGUUUAACCAAGAGGAAUGCAGUCAGAACUGAUCAGCACAAUUCCAAAUGGCUAAGUGAACCUAUGUUUGUGGAUGCACAUGUGAUCCCAGAUGGCACAGAUCCAAAUGAUGCUAAGGUGUAUUUCUUCUUCAAAGAGAAACUGACUGACAAUAGCAGAAGCACAAAACAGAUUCAUUCCAUGAUUGCUAGAAUAUGUCCUAAUGACACUGGGGGACUGCGUAGCCUUGUCAACAAGUGGACGACCUUCUUAAAAGCGAGGCUGGUGUGCUCUGUAACCGAUGAAGACGGCCCAGAAACACACUUUGAUGAAUUAGAGGAUGUGUUUCUACUCGAAACUGAUAAUCCAAGGACAACACUAGUGUAUGGCAUUUUUACAACAUCAAGCUCGGUUUUUAAAGGAUCAGCAGUGUGUGUGUAUCAUUUAUCUGAUAUACAGACUGUGUUUAAUGGGCCCUUUGCCCAUAAAGAAGGGCCAAAUCAUCAGCUGAUUUCCUAUCAGGGUAGAAUUCCAUAUCCUCGCCCUGGAACUUGUCCAGGAGGAGCAUUUACACCCAAUAUGCGGACCACUAAGGAAUUCCCAGAUGAUGUUGUCACUUUUAUCCGGAACCAUCCUCUCAUGUACAAUUCUGUCUACCCAAUCCACAGAAGGCCUUUGAUUGUUCGUAUAGGCACUGACUACAAAUACACCAAGAUAGCUGUGGAUCGAGUGAAUGCUGCUGAUGGUAGAUACCAUGUCCUGUUUCUCGGCACAGAUCGAGGCACUGUGCAGAAGGUGGUGGUUCUUCCCUCUAACAGCUCUGCCAGGGGUGAGCUCAUUCUGGAGGAGCUGGAAGUCUUUAAGAAUCGUGUUCCUAUAACAACAAUGAAAAUCUCAUCCAAGAAGCAACAGUUGUAUGUGAGCUCCAAUGAAGGGAUUUCCCAAGUGUCUCUGCAUCGCUGCCACAUCUAUGGUACAGCCUGUGCUGACUGUUGCCUGGCAAGGGACCCUUACUGUGCCUGGGAUGGCCAUUCGUGCUCUAGGUUCUACCCAACUGGGAAGCGGAGGAGCCGAAGACAAGAUGUGAGACAUGGAAAUCCAUUGACUCAGUGCAGAGGAUUUAAUCUAAAAGCAUAUAGAAAUGCAGCUGAAAUUGUUCAGUAUGGAGUAAAAAAUAACACCACUUUCCUUGAGUGUGCCCCGAAGUCUCCACAGGCAUCGAUCAAAUGGCUGUUACAGAAAGACAAAGACAGGAGGAAAGAGGUCAAGCUGAAUGAACGAAUCAUAGCCACUUCACAAGGACUUCUAAUCCGCUCCGUUCAAGAUUCUGACCAAGGACUGUAUCACUGCAUUGCAACAGAGAAUAGCUUCAAGCAGACCAUAGCCAAGAUCAACUUUAAAGUUUUAGAUUCUGAAAUGGUGGCUGUCGUGACAGAAAAAUGGUCCCCUUGGACCUGGGCCAGCUCUGUGAGGGCUUUACCCUUCCACCCAAAGGACAUCAUGGGGGCAUUCAGCCACUCAGAAAUGCAGAUGAUUAAUCAGUACUGCAAAGACACUCGACAGCAACAUCAACAAGAAGAAUCCCAGAAAAUAAGAGGGGACUACGGCAAGUUAAAGGCUCUCAUCAAUAGCCGGAAAAGUAGAAACAGGAGGAAUCAGUUGCCAGAGUCAUAAUGUUCUCUUACUUGGGGCUUAUGCUUCCAGUAAAGAAUGGUCUGUCUUCAAUGCUCAAAUUUUGAGCAAAGAACUUUGUGCUUUACCCACGAGAAAUUCCUGAGAAAGGUGUAACUCACUCCUAAAGUGAAUAUUACAUGAACUGAAAUGAGCAUGCAUUUUCUUGUAUGAUAUUGACUAGCACUAGACAUGUCAUGGUCCUCAUGGUGCAUAUAAAUAUUUAACUUAACCCAGAUUUUAUUUAUAUCUUUAUUUCCUUUUUCUUCAAAUCAAUAUGGCGGCUAUAAAACUAAAAUUCUUACAUCCCUUAAUUGAAUGAUGGCCAUAAACCCUGUGAUCUUCCUUCCUUGCCUUAGGGGUUUAGAUUUGGAAUUGUCAGUGAUUUUAUAUAUGGAAACAAAUGCCAAGUUCACAACUUUUACAUUGUAAAAGUUGUAUAAAUAUAUGUGAUAGAGUAGUCGUCAAAAGAAAUGUAGACUAGGUACAAGUCAAGGAAGAGUGCAUCUAAAAGUUGUACAAAACAUGAGUGAUUCAUACAGAAAAAUGAACAGCUUAUAUGUUUCCAGUGAAAUACAUUAAUUUUUUUUUAUUAUAAAAAUGGUCAGUUGCUGGUAUCUGUUAUUGGUCUUUGUUUCCUAGUUUUAAGAAGAUAAAAUGAAUGACCUUCACCGUAAACAUUUUUGAUUAGAGUUAUGUCAGUGAAGCAUUUAAGUUUAUAAUCUUAUGCUAUCAUCUUCCAAACAAAAGCACUUUUUUUGGAAGUUAUUUAAGUUAUUAUAGAAUCAGAGAAUAUAAUCUUACAGUGUUUAAUUACUGUUUUUGUUCUAAUUUUCUAGUCUGUGUGGUAAAGUAAACAAUAUAAAAAGAAAAAGAUGAAAUAUCAAACUUGUAUAUGAGAGGUAAAACUAUCAAAAUGGGGAAAAUAAAGUAAGAAAUGCAACUUUAUGAAAAGCUAUUUAUAAAAAAAUGUGACUAGUUUUUACCAUCAGUGAUUAAUUUUAAUAAUUAACUCUCACUUUUUUUGGUUUACCAACCUCAGACAUCAUAUGAUUUUUAAGUCACCGGUUCUUUAGUGAUGAUCUUUAGUGUGCGCUGGCGAGGUGCUCAUUUUGAGGAGAACUGAAAAAAAUUUGAAUAUGAACAAAAAUAGACAUACUUUCUUU
This is a messenger RNA of Lontra canadensis (Northern American river otter), 3961 nucleotides long. It is a transcript of the gene SEMA3C, whose product is annotated as semaphorin 3C. The record is from RefSeq and is a predicted model, not a curated record. The transcript is spliced from 18 exons. Gene Ontology annotation, biological process: negative chemotaxis; semaphorin-plexin signaling pathway; neural crest cell migration. Gene Ontology annotation, molecular function: chemorepellent activity; semaphorin receptor binding. The coding region runs from base 546 to 2798 and encodes 750 amino acids. Lineage: Eukaryota; Metazoa; Chordata; Mammalia; Carnivora; Mustelidae.